AUGUCGUCCAGCGCCUCCGAGAUCGUCGCCGACACGACGCACGGGCGCCACCACCUGAAGAUCGACGGCUACUCGAUCACCAAGGCCACCCUGCCCACGGGGGAGUUCCUCAAGUCCCAGCCUUUCUCCGUCGGCGGCCGCCGCUGGGCCAUCCAGUACUACCCCAACGGCGACCCGUCCUCGCACAAGGGCCACAUCUCCCUCCACCUCGUCCUCGACGACGCCGUCGCCGGAGAGGUGCGCGCGCAGGUCCAGUUCCGCUUUAAGGCCGAAAAGAAGCACGCGCUCUCCUUUCUCCAGAGCUGGGGCCGUAAGCCCGCGCCGCUGAAGCUCGGCAGGGUGGAGGCCGGCGAAGAUGGCGUCUGGGAGUGCCCGAAUUUCGUCAAGAGGAAGACCCUGGAGGAAUCGGACCAUCUCAAGGACGAUUCCUUCACCAUCCGCUGCGACAUCAUCGUCGUCAACGAGUUCCGCGCCGAUGGGGGCCCGCCGCCGGCCCCCGCGCCAAGAUCCGUCCCUGUGCCCCCGUCCGACCUUGGCCAGCAGCUCGGCGACCUCCUCGCGGCCGACAAGGGCGCCGACGUCGUCUUCGAGGUCGGCGGCGAGACGUUCGCCGCGCACCGGUGGCUGCUCGCGGCCCGGUCGCCGGUCUUGAGCGCGGAGCUCUUCGGCUCGAUGAGGGAGGGCGGCGCCGCCGGCGCGGUCCGCGUGGCCGACAUGGAGGCGCAGGUCUUCAAGGCGCUGCUCCGCUUCAUGUACACGGACUCGUGGCCGCUGGAGACGGCGGAAGAAGAGGAAUUCGCCAUGGCCCAGCAUCUGCUCGUGGCGGCCGACAAGUACCGCAUGGAGAGGCUCAAGCUGAUCUGCGAGGACAAGCUGUGCAAGAACAUCGCGGCGGGCACGGCGGCGAGCAUCCUGGCGUUAGCUGAGGUGCACCACUGCCAUGAGCUCAAAGGCGCAUGCUUCCAUUUCCUCAGCUCUCCGAAGAACCUGACGGCAGCCAUGGCCGGCGACGACUUCGAGAAUCUGCGCUCAAGCUUCCCCUCUAUUGUCAAGGAGCUGAUUGCCAAGUGCUCGAUCGAUGCCCCAGCUCAGUAA
Molecule: messenger RNA, 1095 nt
Organism: Triticum turgidum subsp. durum (durum wheat)
Lineage: Eukaryota; Viridiplantae; Streptophyta; Magnoliopsida; Poales; Poaceae
Source: the annotation of a GenBank genome assembly